This is a messenger RNA of Impatiens glandulifera, 2302 nucleotides long. Its product is annotated as serine hydroxymethyltransferase 7-like. The record is from RefSeq and is a predicted model, not a curated record. Gene Ontology annotation, biological process: tetrahydrofolate interconversion; folic acid metabolic process; L-serine catabolic process. Gene Ontology annotation, cellular component: cytoplasm. Bases 206 to 1801 code for a protein of 531 amino acids. The transcript has 3 exons. Lineage: Eukaryota; Viridiplantae; Streptophyta; Magnoliopsida; Ericales; Balsaminaceae. Gene Ontology annotation, molecular function: protein binding; pyridoxal phosphate binding; zinc ion binding.
UUGGGAACCUUCCUCUCUCUCCAGUGUACAUGUAUGGAUAUUGAGUUCAGAUACAUUUCUUGAAGGGAGGUUGUAUAUAGAUAAAGAACAGAGCUGCGCAAUCAGCGUACCAAUACUGCUGCUGUGGCUGUUACUACUCUUGAGUUCUCGCCAUUGAAGUUCCUCUUUCCGAGGUAUUUGAUUUCAUACUUCCGUCUUCAUUUUGAUGGAUUUUAGCCACUCCCAAUCCAAUCUCUCUAUAGGCUUCCGCUUCCACUCCUCAAUCAUAGAUAAUUCCACCUUCCGUGGGAUUUCUAAUCCCAUGCUGUCAACUCCAUUGCAGCUUAUGGAGCAGCAUAACAACAAAGGUAACCUAAUUGGAGACAGAGAGACCAGUGAUGAUGAUGAGGAGAAGAAGGAUGUGCAGGAGUUUCGAAUUUUAGGGCAAUCAAUGUGCUUCAAGAGGAGGAGAAACUCCGAAUCGUCUUCUUCUUCUUCAUCUUCUUCCUCUUCAUCUAAACGGGCUUCUGUUGAUCCAAUGCAAGGAUCUGAACAAAGAAAAAGUCAGGUCAAGGGUUGGGGAAAUCAAUCUCUCCGGAUUGCAGAUCCCGAUGUUUUUGGAAUCAUGGAGAAGGAGAAGCAGAGACAAUUCAAGGGAAUAGAAUUGAUUGCUUCCGAGAAUUUCGUUUGCAGAGCUGUAAUGGAAGCUCUUGGAAGUCACUUGACAAAUAAAUACUCUGAAGGAAUGCCUGGAGCAAGGUAUUACAGUGGUAAUCAAUUCAUUGACGAAAUUGAAAACUUAUGUUGUAAGCGUGCAUUGGCUGCUUUCAAUCUUGAUUCCGAGAACUGGGGAGUUAAUGUUCAACCAUAUUCUUGUACAUCUGCAAAUUUUGCAGUAUAUACAGGUUUACUAUUGCCAGGAGACCGAAUAAUGGGAUUGGAUACUCCUUCUGGUGGGAACACUAGCCAUGGUUAUUAUACACCAAAUGGGAGGAAGGUCUCUGGGGCUUCCAUUUUCUUUGAGAGCCUUCCAUACAAAGUGAAUCCCCAAACUGGAUUGAUAGAUUAUGAUAAAUUGGAGGACAAGGCAGUUGAUUUUCGUCCCAAGAUACUUAUUUGUGGGGGAAGUUCAUAUCCUCGGGAAUUAGAUUAUGCUAGGUUUAGACAGAUUGCAGAUAAGUGUGGAGCAAUCUUAUUGUGUGAUAUGGCUCAAAUUAGUGGUCUUGUUGCUGCAAAGGAAUGCAUAAGCCCGUUUGACUAUUGUGAUAUAGUUACAUCAACAACUCAUAAAAGUCUUCGUGGUCCAAGAGGAGGCAUAAUAUUUUAUAGAAAGGGUCCAAAAUCAAGAAAGAGGGGAGGUAUGAAUUUGAACCAAGAUGAUGGUGGUAGUAGUGAAAGAUACGAGUUUGAGGAGAAGAUAAACUUUGCGGUUUUCCCAGCAAUGCAAGGAGGACCACAUAAUAAUCAUAUUGCUGCUCUUGCUGUAGCUUUGAAACAAGUCGUAACUCCUGAUUAUAAGGCAUAUAUGCAGCAGGUGAAGAAAAAUGCUCAAGCUUUAGCAUCUGCUCUUUUAAGGAGAAAUUGCAGAUUAGUAACAGGUGGAACGGAUAAUCAUUUGUUGCUUUGGGAUCUAAGAUCUCUUGGAUUGGCAGGUAAGCCAUUUGAGAAGGUAUGCGAGGCUUGUCAUAUAACUUUAAACAAGGUUGCUAUUUUUGGCGAUAAUGGUGUUAUCAUGCCUGGAGGUGUGAGGAUAGGUAAGUCAGCAAUUGUCGGAAAAUUCCUUUGUAGAAGGAAGAAUUUUCUGAUUUUUCUACUCAUGUAAUUCCCGUUUUUGUUUUUGUUGGUUUCAGGUACUUCAGCCAUGACUUCAAGAGGUUGUAUGGAGGCCGAUUUUGAGUUGAUUGCGGCUUUUCUCCUUAAAGCUGCUCAAAUCACAAGUACAGUUCAGAGAGAACAUGGAAAACAUCAAAAAGCCUUUCUUCAUGGUCUUCAAACCAACAAAGAUCUUAUUGAGCUAUGCACCCAAGUCGAGAAUUUCGCAUCUCAGUUUGCAAUGCCCGGUUUCGACAAUUAAAGACAAUUUGCUGAAAUUGUUUUUUUUGUUAAUAGAUCAAUAUUAUAGUGCUAAUGGUUAAUUCUUUUUUGUAAUGGGUGUGUAUCUUCAUGUAGUCAGGUUCAUUUAUGUAGGUGAUGUUCUAUUUUGAGCUGGAUAAAGUUUAAAAGAAUUUAUCUUAGAAAUAUGUACAAAGCUUACAAAUUUCAUGGUAAUCUAAUCUUGCCAUAGAAUGAAUACUUCAACUAUUUUUUGUAAAUUACUGUUAUU